Molecule: messenger RNA, 1949 nt
Organism: Cucumis sativus (cucumber)
Lineage: Eukaryota; Viridiplantae; Streptophyta; Magnoliopsida; Cucurbitales; Cucurbitaceae
Product: probable mitochondrial adenine nucleotide transporter BTL3
Exons: 4
Coding region: 272-1591 (439 amino acids)
Biological process (GO): transmembrane transport
Source: RefSeq, a predicted model, not a curated record
UCAACUCGAACAUAGAAAAUAAUCGAUGAAAGCUAAGUGAAGCGCACAAGGAAUGGAAUCAGCUGCUAUAAAUUCCUAACGUCGCCAUCUUUCUUCCCUCAAUUUUCUUUCUUUUCUAUUCCAUUUCCUCGUCUUGUUCCACCUUCUCUCUCUCGCCUCCACUUUCCUUCAUCUCUCUUCUUACAAUCAAUCUCAACUCUUCUUCCUUAUGUUCUUGUUGAUCAAUCACAAAUACAGUAACCCCCUUUUCGAUCUCACCUAACUCUCUGCAAUGCACGGAAACCACCAAUCCUGGUUAACCCAUUUGAUCAAAUCCGACCCAUCUGAUUCGAUCUUCCUCGGAGGGUUGUUUCUUGACGACAAUCUUCCUCCCUCUUUCGUUUCGCUAAUCUCUUCUAAAACCUCUUCUGGGUCGGCUUCAUUUUCUCCCUCUUGCUCUCACAGUCGUCACAAGACUCUUAACUUUCAAAUUUUGGGUCGCGGAAGAAGGCGAGUUUCCGAUGGAGGUGGGUGCGGUUUUUUAUCUGUGAGCUUGUCUGCAAAUGGGAGUGGAGAGAAUGGAGAUUACAUUCAGGAUUCGGAAGAUUAUUUGGGACAAAAUGGGAAUAAAGGUUCGAUGGAGAAGGCUAUUCAUCAUGAGGAAGAAGAAGAAGAGAGGGAAGAGAAAGCUGUAUUGCGAGGAUCUGGUGCUAUGAAUAUGACCAAGCAUCUGUGGGCCGGAGCUGUUGCUGCUAUGGUUUCAAGAACUUUCGUUGCGCCUCUUGAGAGAUUGAAGCUAGAGUACAUAGUUCGCGGUGAGCAGAAAAACCUUAUUGAACUGAUCAAGACCAUAGCAUCUUCUCAAGGUCUGAACGGUUUUUGGAAAGGAAAUUUUGUCAACAUUCUUCGCACUGCUCCUUUUAAGGCUAUCAAUUUCUAUGCUUAUGAUACAUACAGAAAUCAGUUGUUGAGAUGGUCCGGAAAUGAGGAAACCACUAAUUUUGAGCGGUUUAUCGCUGGUGCUGCUGCCGGAAUUACUGCAACUGUACUGUGCAUUCCUAUGGACACUAUCCGGACUAAGAUGGUGGCACCAGGUGGGGAAGCCUUGGGUGGUGUCAUUGGUACCUUUCGCCACAUGAUCCAAACUGAAGGCUUUUUUUCUCUUUACAAGGGUUUAGUACCCUCAAUUAUUAGCAUGGCACCGUCAGGUGCAGUGUUUUAUGGUGUUUAUGAUAUACUAAAAUCAGCUUACCUACAUUCACCAGAAGGAAGGAAAAGAAUCCAAAAUAUGAAAGAAGGUGGUCAGGAGUUGAAUGCUUUGGAACAAUUAGAAUUAGGUACUAUAAGAACAUUAUUGUAUGGUGCCAUAGCAGGGGCAUUUGCUGAAGCUGCUACAUAUCCAUUUGAAGUUGUGAGGAGGCAGCUCCAAAUGCAAGUUAGGGAAACAAAGCUGAGUGCAGUUGCAACUUGUGCCAAGAUUGUUAAUCAAGGGGGUAUCCCCGCUCUUUAUGCGGGCUUAAUUCCUAGCUUAUUACAGGUUUUACCAUCAGCUGCCAUAAGCUAUCUCGUGUACGAAUUUAUGAAGAUAGUUCUGAAAGUAGAAUCAUCGUAAAGAUCUGAAGCCUGCGUGUAAAGUUCGAUGUGUUGUUGAUGAUUUCCAUAGCUUGCAGGCCAAGGUUCAGGAAGAGCUAAAGAUCAUGUCAAUGGCCUUGGCUGUUCGGAGCAAAGUAUUUAAUGGCCAUCAUUAAAGUAGUAUUUUAAUUUAUUUCUUUUUCUUUCUUUACAGUUUGGGGCUACUGAGGCAUUGAUGUUGUUUUUAAACGCAUUGCCCACGUAAAGAGCUCCAAGUUCGAAAGGAGUGAUAUAAUGUUAAUUAGGAUGUCAAUAAAAGGGUAAGCAGCUCACAAGAUUAUGGUCUGUGGAAUUAGAACAUUUUUGCAUUGCAUUACUCAUACCAAAAUCGCUUGUCA